This is a messenger RNA of Carassius auratus (goldfish), 2564 nucleotides long. RefSeq names its product retinoic acid receptor RXR-beta-B-like. Gene Ontology annotation, molecular function: sequence-specific DNA binding; zinc ion binding; nuclear steroid receptor activity. The coding region runs from base 1068 to 2333 and encodes 421 amino acids. Gene Ontology annotation, cellular component: nucleus. Lineage: Eukaryota; Metazoa; Chordata; Actinopteri; Cypriniformes; Cyprinidae. The transcript is spliced from 11 exons. Gene Ontology annotation, biological process: regulation of DNA-templated transcription. The record is from RefSeq and is a predicted model, not a curated record.
AUUUAUUUUUUAUGUGAAUAGACUCUUAGUGUCCACUAGGAGGCUUGAAUAACAAGGUAUUUGUCUGGACGCAACAUUUAUGGAGUAAACUGUAAAAUAUAGAUAAAACGAUGCUUUAAAGAACACGAAUCGUUGCUGUCGGAGAAAUCGGCGUUUGAUGGGUGAGACUGGAGUCGAUAUGCUCAUAUAAACUUUGCAAACUUCUGUAAAAAUGACGGAAAAACAAACCAACACUUGGACGAGCUAAGCUAACGUUAAGCUAAGCUAAGACGGGCUCGGGCUGGCCGUAUUAUUUCGUCUGGCCAUUUGUGUUUGUAUUUAAAAAAAAAAAAAAUAAUAAUAAUUAUACUUCAAUAGAUCAUUUUGUGCGUUUUAAACAGGGUAUCGCGAUUGAAAGGGAGUGACCAAGCGGUUUUCUUUUAAUCAUAAACAGUCCGUUAGCCGUCAUUAGCAUUUUAGCUAGGCUCCGUGCUGCGUGCUAAAACAUAAAUAAUCCAAACGUUGUCAGGAGCAUCAAAAAAAUCGCUUGUUAUGUAGUUAAGAUGCGCUUAUAGCACAUGUUUUCCCGUUUUAGUUAUAUAUUAUCAAUUACAUAUGGAGUUGGCAAACAUAAGCGCUGAUAGUGUCAGUUUUGGUGGGGGUGAUGGAACAGAUUUGGAGUGCGCCUCAAAACCCAGUGAGCUCUCUACCAAGACAGCAUUUUGGGUGACAAGGGCGUGUUCGAAGUUUCGAACCUAGUGAGCUAAGUUACCUAUAUAGACUGCAUUGUAGGCCAUAAUCAGUGGUCACAACAGAAUGUUAUUAAAACUUUUGAACACUCACGAUUCCCCAGUGUGCUGUCUAGGUAUGCAAUUUCUGAGUUUUUGAUAUACACCCUUAGACAUCGGUCUAAUCUGCAGCAGUAAGCAGCAACAAAACGCCUUAUUUUCUUUUUUUAAUGUACACAUCGCACUUUUUCCCCCUCAUGUUUUCUGAGAUACCCAAGAGGAAACACAUUUGAAAAGGUGGAUAUUUAGAUUAUCAACGAUCAACAGUCACCUCUCUUUCGGCCAAUCUAGUGUGCAUCUAUGAACUCCAAACCGCCCACUUCUGCUGUCAGUAGCCCUGUCAGCUCCCUAGAUUCACCACUGUCAGUCGUCAGCUCGUCCAUCGGCUCUCCUGGCGUUCCAGGCACGCCAUCCAUUGGCUAUGGACCCAUCAGCUACUCUCAGAUAAACUCGUCAAUGUCUGUGUCUGGGUUACAUGCUGUCAGCAGCUCUGAUGAUGUGAAACCCCCUUUUGGCUUGAAGUCUGUCAGUGGCUCUGGGCCAAUGCUGUCCCAGAAACGCAUGUGCGCCAUUUGUGGGGACCGUUCCUCUGGGAAGCAUUAUGGUGUGUACAGCUGCGAAGGCUGUAAGGGUUUCUUCAAGCGCACAGUCAGGAAGGACCUGAGCUAUACCUGCAGGGACAACAAGGAGUGUCUGGUCGAUAAACGACAGCGCAAUCGCUGCCAGUACUGCCGCUAUCAGAAGUGCCUGGCCAUGGGAAUGAAAAGAGAGGCUGUUCAGGAAGAGCGUCAAAAGAAUAGGGAACGGGAUGGAGACUAUGAAUGCAGCAGUUCGGCCAAUGAGGAGAUGCCUGUGGAGAAGAUAUUGGAGGCUGAGACAGCUGUAGAGCACAGAUCAGACUUGCACUCUGAUGCCACUGGUUCACCCAAUGAUCCAGUCACUAACAUCUGCCAGGCUGCAGACAAACAGCUGUUCACUCUGGUGGAGUGGGCCAAGAGAAUCCCUCACUUCUCUGAGCUGCCCCUGGAUGACCAAGUCAUUCUGCUUAGGGCUGGAUGGAAUGAGCUCUUGAUUGCUGCCUUCUCUCAUCACUCCAUCAGCGUGAAGGAUGAGAUUCUGUUGGCCACAGGUCUACAUGUGCCCACAGACAGCACUCACAACUUGGGCGUAGAGGCCUUUUUUGACAGGGAAAGUGCACACAGUGCAGAGGUGGGAGCCUUAUUUGACAGGGUGCUGACUGAACUGGUCUAUAAGAUGCGUGAUAUGCAAAUGGACAAAACUGAACUUGGUUGUCUGCGUGCCAUAGUUCUAUUUAACCCAGAUGCCAAAGGUCUGACUACCAGCAGUGAGGUGGAGCUUCUCAGAGAGAAAGUGUAUGCGUCCCUUGAGACCUACUGCAAACAAAAAUACCCAGAUCAGCAGGGGAGGUUUGCCAAGCUUCUCCUCCGACUUCCUGCAUUGCGUUCCAUUGGCCUUAAGUGUCUGGAGCACCUUUUCUUCUUUAAACUGAUUGGAGACACCCCCAUUGACACUUUCCUAAUGGAGAUGCUGGAGUCGCCCCACUAGCUGCGGCAGAGGACAAAUGGGAGACGGGGGUUUUCUACCCUAGGUCCUGGAGAUAACUGUGACUGCACUUUUUCUUCCCAGGGGAAUUACAACAAUUGGUCAGCCUCUGGUCUGUAUUUUUUUUUUUACUUUUCUUUUUCUCUUGACUAUCUCUUAAGUGCACCAUAGAGUCUAGAGACCCAAAACUUGCCAUGAAAAAUUGUUGGUGCUACAUUUCAACAGUAAGCUAAU